CCGGGCACACUCAGCGGAGAAGUUGCUGCUCUGGACCUGUUCGAUCGCAAGCCACUAAUCCGAGACGUCUCUUUCAGCUACCCCCCAGGUUACAUACCCCAUAUCUCGUAUAUUGGGAUCAUAUAAGGAGCCUGAUUUGCACCGAUACUCUGCCCAACCACCUUGAUCAGACCUCGAAACAGUACCACAAUAUGGCAGCAGCAGUAGCCAAAUCAGUUGGCAUCAAGCUAGACUAUCGCAACGAGCAGCCGCUUGCUGCGAGUACAGUUUCUGGUUCAUCAGUUGAUCCAUACGUUGAGGAUGAACCCACUGUGGGUGAGUGGCUAAGCCGCUUCAAGCCCUCCGGCGGCGGAGCCAAACGAUAUAUCCGCAGUCUGUUUCCCUUUUGGAACUGGAUAUUCCAUUACAACUUCUCGUGGCUCUUCGGCGACGUCGUUGCUGGUGUGACUGUCGGCUUUGUCGUAAUCCCGCAAGGAAUGGCAUAUGCGCUUCUAGCCAAACUCCCCCCAGAGUAUGGUCUUUACACAUCAUUCGUUGGUUUUUUGCUCUAUUGGGCUUUUGCUACAUCAAAAGAUAUCACCAUCGGAACGGUAGCAGUCAUGUCAACCAUAGUCGGGAAUAUUGUCACCAAAGUUCAAAAGACACACAAGGACAUAGCGGCCGAGGAAAUUGCAAGGGCUCUCGCAAUCAUUGCCGGCGCUGUUCUCCUUGCCAUAGGUCUGACUCGACUUGGCCGAAUCGUUGAGCUCAUUCCUUUGAUUGCAAUCUCAUCUUUCAUGACCGGCGCGGCUUUUUCGAUCGGAGUGGGUCAAGUUCCGGCUCUUCUUGGUAUCUCGGGAAUCAACACUCGCGGAGCAACUUAUCUGGUCAUCAUCGAGACAUUGAAAAACUUGCCAAAGGCCAAGCUCGAUGCUGCGAUGGGUGUUUCCGCUCUUGCUAUGCUCUAUGCCAUCCGCAUAUUCUGUAAUAUCAUGACUAAGAAGCAGCCCCAUAGGAAGAAGAUGUGGUUCUUCCUGAGUACUUUGCGCAUGGCGUUUGUGAUCCUACUAUACAUCAUGAUCAGCUGGUUGGCGAAUCGCAACGUCCCAGGUGUUAAAGGAAGCGCGAGCAAAGCUAAAUUCAAGAUUUUGGGAAGGGUACCAAGAGGAUUCCAACAUGCCGGCGCCCCAAAUAUGAGUCCGAAGAUCUUAAGCGCCAUCGCUCCUGAUAUUCCUGUCACCAUAAUUGUCCUGAUUUUGGAACACAUUGCCAUCUCCAAGUCUUUUGGUCGCAUCAACAACUAUGUUAUUAACCCUUCUCAAGAGUUGGUUGCCGUUGGCUUUACCAAUCUUCUUGGACCCUUCCUUGGUGCAUACCCUGCGACUGGAUCAUUCUCGCGCACUGCUAUCAAAUCAAAAGCUGGAGUUCGCACACCCCUCGCUGGAGUCUUCACAGCCGUUAUUGUCUUGCUCGCACUUUAUGCGCUUACUGCCGUUUUCUUCUACAUCCCAUCAGCUUCGCUUGCGGCAAUCAUCAUCCAUGCCGUGGGCGACCUUAUCACCCCUCCAAACAUUGUUUUUCAAUACUGGGAAACCUCGCCGCUUGAGGUCGUGAUCUUCUUUGCCGGUGUUCUCAUCACUGUCUUCACGGACAUCGAGAAAGGAAUCUAUACCACGAUCGGUGCAUCGGGUGGUCUUCUCCUCUGGCGCAUGCUCUUCACCCACGGUACCGUUCUAGGUAAAGUCAAGAUCCACCGAGCCACCACCGACGCCAUUGCUUCAGCACCUGUCCGAGACGCCUAUAUUCCCGUCAAUCACCGAGAUGGAACCAAUCCGCUGGUAGAGCCUGAGUCUCCUUACCCAGGCAUCAUGAUAUUCAGGUUCACUGGCGGCUUCACCUAUGUCAACCAGCAAGGUUAUAUGGACGAACUUGUAGCGCAUGCCCAACACAUAGCUCGCCCAACGCAGCUUAACCGGUACGCGAAAUUGGGAGACCGUCCAUGGAACGACCCAGGGCCACGCCGAGGCAAGCAGAUUGAUGAAGACGACCACCGCCCAACUCUGCGUGCCAUUGUGCUCGACUUCUCCACUGUCAAUCACCUCGAUGUAACUACAGUCCAGGGUCUCAUUGACGUUCGUGACCAACUCGAUCGAUACGCCGCUCCCGACGUCGUCGAGUGGCACUUUGCCUCUGUCAGCAACCGUUGGGCCAAACGUGCAUUGACGACAGCGGGCUUUGGUUACGUGAAUACGCAGCGCGCUCAUUCCCGAAAGCACUGGAAUCCUGUUUACUCUUUUGCUUCGCUAGAUGAUAACACUACUCACAAACGGACUGAUGUUGAGAGUCAAGGGGUUCAGUCCCGAGGCAAGGUCGCCGCUCUCCAUGGAUUGAACCGCCCUUUUUUUCACUUGGAUGUUCAGGCCGCUGUUGAGAGCGCUAUACAGGGUGUGGAAUAUGAAUUGCAGCACACCAGCUCCAGUGAUGGCUCGGACAGGGAGAUAGUCCAUGGAAAGGAAGCGUAA
This is a messenger RNA of Periconia digitata, 2501 nucleotides long. The record is from the annotation of a GenBank genome assembly. Lineage: Eukaryota; Fungi; Ascomycota; Dothideomycetes; Pleosporales; Periconiaceae.